AUGGCUUCGAGGAAAUUGGAUAACAUAAUAGGGUUAGCUCCAAAUUGGCUUGAACUUCCAAAAGAUGUGACAUUAAAGAUACUCCAAUUACUUGGUGCUGUAGAAAUUGUGAUGAUUGCUCGUCAAGUGUGUCCUAUGUGGAGAAACAUUUGUAUGAACCCUAGCAUGUGGAAGAGCAUUGAAAUGAUCAAAGUUCUCAAUUCACCAUAUGACUUGGAGAAGAUUUGUAUGUAUGCUGUUGAUCAUGGUGGUGAUCAUGUGGAAGAAAUUAAUGUUGAGUUUUUUGCUACUGAUAAACUCAUCAAAAAAAUAGCUGAAAGAACUAGCAAUCUGCGACGCAUUCGGAUUUCAAAGUGUUCAAAAAUUUCCGAUAAAGUAUUCAUUGAUGCUGCAAAAAAGUUUCCACUGCUAGAAGAGCUUGAACUUUCAUUCAAUGAUUUAAACAAAGAAUCCCUAGAAGCAAUAGGCAAAAACUGUCCUCUUUUGAAAACCCUAAAAUUCAACCGAACCUACAAAGGGAUUAAUUGUUCAUCAUACAAAGGUUUCAAAUGCAACAAAGAAGCACUUGCUAUUGCUACAACAAUGCCUAGGUUACAACAUCUUGAUCUUUGGGGAAACAAGCUUACAAAUGAAGGAUUGAUGGCUAUUCUUGAUGGUUGUCCUGACCUUAAAUCACUUGACAUUCGUAUGUGUUACAAUAUCGUUAUGCGCGGAAAUUUGGCGAAAAGGUGUUACGAGAAUAUUAAAAAAUUUAGGCAUCCAUGUGAGUAUAUUGAGAAAAAUGAUGUUGAUGAAGAUGAUUUUGUUUAUGAGUUUCAUUGCGAAUGUCGUCCGAGAGGUAGCAAGGCAAGAUACAUGGAUUUUAGUAAGUUUCAUCGUUGA
Lathyrus oleraceus (garden pea) is the source of this 882-nucleotide messenger RNA. Its product is annotated as putative F-box/LRR-repeat protein 23. NCBI's taxonomy places the organism in Eukaryota, Viridiplantae, Streptophyta, Magnoliopsida, Fabales, Fabaceae. Bases 1 to 882 code for a protein of 293 amino acids. The transcript has 2 exons. The record is from RefSeq and is a predicted model, not a curated record. Gene Ontology annotation, molecular function: protein binding.